Messenger RNA from Platichthys flesus (European flounder), 3366 nucleotides. RefSeq names its product nucleophosmin 1b (gene npm1b). NCBI's taxonomy places the organism in Eukaryota, Metazoa, Chordata, Actinopteri, Pleuronectiformes, Pleuronectidae. Gene Ontology annotation, molecular function: chromatin binding; RNA binding; histone binding. The transcript is spliced from 11 exons. The coding region runs from base 33 to 920 and encodes 295 amino acids. Gene Ontology annotation, biological process: chromatin remodeling; ribosomal large subunit biogenesis; ribosomal small subunit biogenesis. The record is from RefSeq and is a predicted model, not a curated record. Gene Ontology annotation, cellular component: centrosome; nucleolus; ribonucleoprotein complex.
UCCUCCCGGAAGUUUGGCGGCCCACAACAAAGAUGGAGGACGACAUCUCGGAUGUGAGCCGACCACAGAUGUAUUUGUUCGGUUGCACCCUCAAGUCCGACAGACGCGAGUUCAAAGUUGACGUAGAGGACGAUGACACGGAGCAGCAGCUGUCACUCAAAGCGGUGUGUCUGGGAGCUGAGGCAGAGGACAAGUUCCACAUGGUGGAAGUUGAGGGCCUCACCUAUGAUGGGAAAACCACCAAAGUGCCACUGGUCGCCCUGAAGCCGUCCGUCCUGCCGUCCAUGGGUUUAGGUGGAUUUGAGAUCACUCCUCCCGUUACCUUCCGUCUCCAGUCCGGCUCUGGACCAGUUCACAUCAGCGGGCAGCACUUUGUUAGUGUGAAGGACUCAGAGGAUGAAGAAGAGGAGAACAACUCUUCGCCGGUGAAACGACCUGCGAGCCUGAUGUCGGGGAAGAAGCCUCUGUUGAAAAAACUAAAGAUGGAUUCUGAUGACGAUGAUGAAGAAGACAGUGACGAAGAUGACGAUGAUGAUGAUGAAGAUGACGACAGUGAUGACAAUGUUGUGAAGCCUCAGAAGAAACCGGGCAAAGAGCUUGAAAAGUUUUCGGCCAAGAAGCCCAACAAGACUCCGGUGAAGCUAAACGGCCCUGCAGGGAAAGCGUCGGGCUCUGCGGUCAAACCACAGAUUAAGACACCUGCCCCAGGAAAAGACAAAGCCCACGCCGGCCCGUCGAAAGCCCCGUCUCUGUCCGAAGUCAAGAACAAGUUGUCCACAGCAGCCAAGGAGGGGAAACCACUACCGAAGACGGAGCAGAAAUUUGAGAAUUUCGUCAAAAGUUCUUUUAAAAUCUCUGAUAAAAAGGUGGUCAAGGACCUCUGGAGCUUUGCACAAACGCUGAAGAUCGAGAAGAAGUAACGAACCCCCGACGCGUUUCUAUGUUUCACAUCCUGCAAGACGUUUAAAGGCACAGUCCGCGAGAUUCCCCAUCAGCUUCAUGGUGUCGUCACCGUUCACUUUGAAUUGGAGCGAACGGAAGGAACCGAUUCAUCGUUGUUUAGAUGUGAAGAACCUCCUGGAGCUCGAUUGUCGUCCCCCCCCCCCCCCCCCACAAACCCACUUGUUCAUGAUGUCCACACCGACCAAUCUGCGCCACCUACAGGAAAGGAGAGGCAUCAUCUAUAAAGACCUGUCUGUUUCUUACAGGACAGAAAUAGCUGCUACGACUUUAACACUUUCACCACCUGCAGCUUUUUAUGUAGCUGGCAUUUGGCAUCAGUGAAGUUUUAAAUGUAGGUAUUUAUAGCCGAUGACUGACGGAACAAAUUUUACUUCAUAUGCCCAAAAACUAACAUAGUUAUAUGUUUGGUUUGCAGCAGUAAUACUAGAUUUUUUAAACUACCAGGAGUUGCCACUGAUUUAAAUUUCCCCUUCUCUCCAAAUAUCAAUUUCGAACAAAUUUGACAUGACACAAAAUUUGUAUUGGAAUUUGGGGGGAAGCAGUUCAUUUCUUUACCUGCAGGUGGCGCCUCUGCAUAUCUGCAUCUUAACCCCCUCCCCCUGUCGGUGGUGCUUGUUGCAUCAAGCUGCAGGUGCAGAGUUGUUGUUUCUGCCUCGAUGAACAAUACCGGCUGAGCCUGGUUUCAGGAGCUUUGCAUCCGAGAAACUGCGUCUCCUUGUUACGUCAAUAAUGCAAUUGGAGAUAUUGCAGAAUGUGCCUUUAAAUAUCUGUGCUGUAAGCUGAUACAAGUCCGAAUCCCGUUCUGUGUGAAUCUGAGGAGUGUGUACAGGAAAGGUUGAGACAAGGGGACAAGUUUCUGUCAUCAGCCUGUGGUUAUAUAUGGUUUUAUGUUUUGUUAUUUUAGAUUCUGUCUGGAUUUACGAAGCAUAAAUCUGUCAGUGAUGUGUUUUUACAAAUUGCAAAUGAAAAGUAUACUGUAACACGCAGUAACUCAAUGUAUUUGUUAUUGGCCUAAAACCCCAAGAUAUAUUUGUCUGUCCCCCGCCAUGAUGAAGCAAAUGAAUUUAAAAAAUAUCUAAAACUAUUCACUUUAAAAAGAUGCAAACAAGAAACCCUGAGAUUGACGCGUCAAGUUCGCUACUUUCACAUAUCUCAAGUUUUAUCCGUUGAGCAAAGAAGAAAAUAAUCCAUCCUGGGAUUUUUCCUAACCUGAAUCUUCUGGAUAGUAUUAUUCUUUACCUUUUUUAUAUAUGCUAGGUUUUUACGCUUACGUUCCUGAGUGUCAUCUUAACCUGUAAACGUUACAGACCUGCUGACGCGGCAUUUCAGAGAGGUUUCCUCGCGAAUGUAAAUUUAUAUCAAGCCCAUUAACAUCCUUCAUAACCUGUGAGGGUAAUAAUUACAGUGAUUACAGCCAAAAAUCAUCUGCAGCUAAAAAAAAUGCUCAUAAGCACAGUACUCAAAGAAAUGCUCCAGAGUAUUAUGAGGCCCUAUAAACCCAACGCAGAUGUCCAGGUUUUUCUUUAAAGUUACAUUACCUUACCUUCUUUUGAAAAAAAGGCUGUUAACAAGCCCCAGGAGUUUAUUUACGAGUUGGCACCGCGGUCAUUGUUUCAAAGCGUCGUCCAAUUCAUUAAAAACAGAUAGCGAGCACAUGAUAAGCGUUAUACAUGACGACGUAAUCAUAAGGUCCAUAUCAGAAAAAUGAGAUCAGCCGCAACACGAUGCUUCGCAGGAUCCUCGUAAAGAACUCGGUAAUCGUUUGUUCUCUCGUGAGUCGGCUGUGAUGACAACGAGCAGGCGCUGUGCUUAUAAUGUGUUUAUGAUCCUCUGUAAAGCUUUUUAUGAGCCCGACGCCAGCAGGUGGAUCCACGGCCAAUCACACGACUCGGUUCAACCGCCUUGUUUGUUAGAUUUGGAAAUUCCUUAGGUGAGAAGUUGAGUACUCCGAUUAAUUAGAUGGAUUAAAGUCGCCCUGAUAAUGUAGCUUAAUCUGAGAGUUAGAUUUGAGGUGUCUGUAACGUGGUGUUUGUGGUGAGGUCUCAGUAGAAGCAGGUUGUCGGUCUGAGCAGUUAGUUUGUCUUCAUCCUUUUUUUUUAUACUUUGCUUGUAUCGAACUCAAAGAACGUUUAUUUCUUGCUUUUAUUUACAAGUAUGGCAGCUGAAGAAUUAUCCUUUCUUAUGUUUUGUUUUUGCUUAAUUCCGCCCUUUUGCUAAUAGCUGGUUCUGCAGCUUGGAUCUGUUGUGCUGGUCUUUAUUUGAAAUGUUCUGUAGUUUGUUUUGUUAUCGUUUCUUUUCAGCGUUUGGUCGUUUAGUUCAUCAUCCUUUUGAUUCUGAACUGAAUAAUUGUGAAGGCAGUUCCUAAAUAUGUUCAUGUGAAAUAAAAAAAACAAGAAGAAUGUG